Messenger RNA from Peniophora sp. CBMAI 1063, 1410 nucleotides. Lineage: Eukaryota; Fungi; Basidiomycota; Agaricomycetes; Russulales; Peniophoraceae. The record is from the annotation of a GenBank genome assembly.
AUGAGCGAACAGUAUGCACUAGCGGAUAUUCCGCUUUUCUCACCAAAUCAGCAUGCGGCUUUCCGUAGAGGUGGAUAUGAGACAGUACUUGAUCUAUUCCUGUCUAUGCCACAGGACAUAGCCAAGAAAUGUCGUGUUGGCGUGCGAGAGGCGAAUGAGAUGCUGGAUAUGGCGUCGAGUGCAAUCACGAAACCACCUCGACGACUUUCGGAUAUCCCCCAGGAACCCUCAUGUUUCACUACCGGAGAUGACACUUUGGACAAGAUGCUUGGAGGAGGAAUAAGGACAGGCAUGCUUUGGGAGAUUGUUGGCGAAGGUGCGUCCGGAAAGACCCAACUUGCGCUGCAGCUAUCCCUCUGCGUCCAACUCCCAUCACAUCUGAAAGGGCUAUCUGGCUCUACAUGCUACCUCACCACCUACUCCGGGCUUCCCACUCCUCGUCUUGUCGAGAUAUAUUCUGAACAUCCUGCUUUCCGCAACUUGCGCAUCAAUGCUCUCGAGAACAUCACUACGUUGGCCACCAAAUCCUCGGAGUACCUCAAGACGGUACUAGCCGCUCAACUGCCGGCUUUGCUGGCGGAUAAGCGCCGCACCAUGCCAGUGAAACUGCUUGUGAUCGACGUUCUCGCCGACCUGUUUAGCGAAGACGGCAAAACCACAACUUCACAACUCGCCGAACGGUCCCGCGGCUUGGGAGAGAUAUCUGCCCUCCUCCACGGCCUUGCAUCUCAAUAUGGCCUGGCGGUGGUUGUGCUCAAUCGCGUCGUCGACGUAUUUGAGUAUACCGCAGCGCAAGGCACUGCCCACGAGCUCGUCUAUGCCGAACAGGCCAAGCUGUUCAGCAGCGGCAACAGCGUCGCCGCUGAGCAAAGGAAGAAGGCAGCUCUUGGUCUGGUCUGGGCCAACCAAGUCAACGCUCGUAUCAUGUUGACCAGGACGAAUCGGAGGCGUAUGGUCGAAGGCGCAGGACCCAAACGCCCGAGAAUAUCCGACAGUUCUGGGCGGCCCCCGGUUGUCGCCGCGUCGGAUGAUGACAUUCUCAUCCGCAGACUGUCGAUAUUGUUCAGCACCGUCUCGCCUCCAUCGUCAACGGACUUUAUCGUCACACAACGAGGCGUCGAACUGUUGGCCGAUGACAUCGAUACGUUCAACCCAUCUCUAGUACCACCGGUCUCGCAACGCCCUUCUACAUCUACUGCGCGUCCACACGAAGGCCUGCGCGAUGUCGAGUCCCUGGAUGUCGCCGCCGCACAACAAUCCUCGGACGCUGCCGUGCCUUCCGAAGAGUCCUCUCAGGAACCUCCUGUCGAAGACGAAGAGGAGUUAUAUUGGAGAGGGAUGGACGAGUUCAGCUCGGACGCGCUGCUGGCGAGUGACCUUGGCACCAGCGAUGACGCUGUGCCUCCAUAG